AUGGCCUUCGCACCUCCAGCAGCUGACCUUGACUGGUCGAAUCUUGGGCUCGCCGUGACCGACAUUGUCAACGGCCACGUCGAAUGCAAAUUCGACCCAACGACCCAAACUUGGCAAGCCCCAACCUUCGUCAAAGACCCCUAUCUCCGGAUUCACGGUCUCGCUCCAGGCCUCAACUAUGGCCAACAAAUAUACGAAGGUCUCAAAGCCACCCGCAAUGCCAACGAAGAGAUCCUCCUCUUCCGCCCUGACAAGCACGCCUCUCGCAUGGCCCACUCCGCCGACCUAGUCUCCAUCCCUGCAAUCCCGAAUACAUUCUUCCUCGACGCCGUCCGCCUCGCCGUAUCCGAGAACGCCGCCUUCGUGCCACCCCACUCCACUAACGCAGCGCUCUACAUCCGCCCACUCGCCUUCGGCGCAGGGGGACAUUUCGCCCUCACCCCUCCCCGCGAGUAUCUCUUCUGUGUGUAUGUGCAGCCCUUCGGCACAUACCAUGGUACUGGAGCAGCGGAUGCGCUAGUCAUUGAGGAGUUUGAUCGUGCUGCGCCCCGCGGCACAGGUCAUGGGAAGGUCGGUGGGAACUAUGCGCCCGUGAUGAAGUAUACAGAGAUGGCGAGAAGAGAGGGGUUCCCGCUCACUUUGCAUUUAGACAGUCAGUCACAGACGGAGGUGGAUGAGUUUUCGACGUCGAGCUUCCUAGGUAUUGUUAGAGACGGAGAUGUGGUUAGGCUUGUUGUGCCGGAUAGUAAGUGUGUUAUUGAUAGUGUGACAAGUGAUUCUGUGCAGGGGAUCGCGAGGAGUUUGGGCUGGGUGGUGGAGAAGAGGAGUGUGCCCUGGGAUACACUUGGCCAGUUCACUGAGGUCAUGGCGGCUGGAACCGCAGCUGCUGUGGUUCCUAUUCAGUCGAUUACGCGGAGGUCGACCGGGGAGAAGCUCGAGUUCGGGAGCGGGCCGUUGUGCUUGGAGUUGUUGACGAGGUUGAGGAAGAUUCAGCGGGGAGAAACUGGAGAGGAGUUUGCUGAGUGGGUAGAGGCUGUGAAGGCGCCGGAGACGGUGUAUGAGAAGUACGCGGGUGAUAAGAUGGCGAACGGUAUUGCAAAUGGCGUUCAUUAG
Messenger RNA from Aspergillus eucalypticola CBS 122712, 1113 nucleotides. Its product is annotated as branched-chain amino acid aminotransferase. The transcript is spliced from 5 exons. The record is from RefSeq and is a predicted model, not a curated record. Gene Ontology annotation, molecular function: branched-chain-amino-acid:2-oxoglutarate transaminase activity. The coding region runs from base 1 to 1113 and encodes 370 amino acids. Lineage: Eukaryota; Fungi; Ascomycota; Eurotiomycetes; Eurotiales; Aspergillaceae. Gene Ontology annotation, biological process: branched-chain amino acid metabolic process.